Molecule: messenger RNA, 1070 nt
Organism: Culex quinquefasciatus (southern house mosquito)
Lineage: Eukaryota; Metazoa; Arthropoda; Insecta; Diptera; Culicidae
Gene: Ubc4
Product: ubiquitin-conjugating enzyme E2-22 kDa
Exons: 3
Coding region: 323-922 (199 amino acids)
Biological process (GO): protein polyubiquitination; proteasome-mediated ubiquitin-dependent protein catabolic process
Cellular component (GO): nucleus
Molecular function (GO): ubiquitin conjugating enzyme activity; protein binding
Source: RefSeq, a predicted model, not a curated record
CAAUCCGCGCGAAACGAGGAAACACAAAAAGUCAAAAUAACUUUUCGAUUCUUUUCUUUUUCUCCUCUCUUGCUUGCUUUUUUCGGGGCCACGGCACAAAGUCGAUACCGUGAACCCAAAAGGAAGAACCGUACGGCUUUUGUUUGGACUAGGUUUGAAAAGUGCCGAUUCAGCAGCGCCCGACCAGAGCCGUUCCGCAAAAUUGCGUCGUGGAAUCAGCAGCAGUAGGAACACUGACAGGAUUCGCCCCAGCGGGAACCGACUGCAGUUUGGCUUGAUAGUUUCGCUUGCAAAAGACACAACAGGGAGAGUCUGAGGUAAAAUGGCGAACAUGGCAGUGUCCCGCAUCAAACGAGAAUUCAAGGAGGUUCUGAAAAGUGAAGAAAUUGUUCAGUGUUCUAUCAAAUUAGACAUCGUAAAUGACAACUUUACAGAGCUACGCGGGGAAAUUGCCGGCCCUCCGGACACACCGUACGAGGGUGGAAAAUUCCUGCUUGAAAUUAAGGUUCCAGAAACGUAUCCGUUCAACCCACCGAAGGUCAAAUUCAUCACCAAGAUCUGGCACCCGAACAUUUCCUCCGUGACCGGUGCCAUCUGUCUGGACAUCCUGAAGGACAACUGGGCCGCGGCGAUGACGCUGCGGACGGUGCUGCUGUCGCUGCAGGCCCUGCUCGCCGCGGCCGAACCGGACGACCCGCAGGACGCGGUCGUGGCGACGCAGUACAAGGACAACCACGAGAUGUUCAUACUGACGGCCAAGCACUGGACGAACGCGUACGCCGGCGGGCCGUGCCGCAACGCGGACUUUGACCAGAAGGUGCAACGGUUACGCGACAUGGGCGUGGAGGACUACGAGGCGCGUGCGGCCCUGUCGCGGCACAACUGGCACCUGGAGCGUGCCUCGGAGCAGUUGUUUAGUUAGUUGUUGUAAGAGGGGAGCUUGUGGGUGGUCGCGGUCGUCGUCGUCGUCUUCAUUGUCGAAAAAAAGGUAAAAGGGAGAGGGGUGGAAACGCAGUCAACUCUGGCCCGUUUGCGACAUAAACACUUACUUUUUAUACAUGAAAGAAAAA